Cuscuta epithymum is the source of this 4768-nucleotide messenger RNA. Lineage: Eukaryota; Viridiplantae; Streptophyta; Magnoliopsida; Solanales; Convolvulaceae. The record is from the annotation of a GenBank genome assembly.
AAUACAACCAGAAAAGUAAAUUCAACGUUACCUUUUUUGCUUAAUGGCUGAUAAGAAGAAAAAUAUUGUUCUCAAUGUGAAACUUUUUUUGCUUAAUGGCUGAUAAGACGAAAAAUAUUGUUGUCAAUGUGAAACUUAACAUUAAUUGCUUUUCUUCGCGUAAUUACGAUGCAAAACAGCUGCACUAUGAGCCGUGCACGGACAGCAUCCCUAAAUAACCUCAGACCCCGCUCCGCUUUCACCGCUCAUUCAUUUUUGACUCUCAUUUUCUUCCCUGCUUUUACCCCGAGUCUCUCAAAAUAUUCUUACCCAAAGCCGCCAUUAACUGGCAGAUUUGUUUCUUCUUUCUUAUCCUGCACCUGGAACAGCUUACCUCCGCAUUCAGAUCCGUCACCUUUCGUGUUUUAGAGAGUGAAACAGAAAGGUUAGGGCGACUAUUAGUAAAUCUUUCUGUAACUGUACUUCUUUUUCUUUGAAUAUUUGAAGCUUUCUCGAAGCUGGAUUUGUAGGAGGGAGGUUAGUAAACACUUUUAACAACUCUCAUUUACUCGGUCUUCAGACUCUCUCUUCAAUCCGUUGAAAAACUUGGAUAGAGACAUACAUACAACGAAGGAAUAAAUAAUGGGCUGUUUCGUUUUGACUUGAUAUUCUUCCUCUCAUUAAUUAAUUAAUAGUUUAUAUGUGUGUGUGUAUAUACACAUAUUGUAUAUGUAUAUAUACACAUACCAUACAUACAUAUAUGGUGCAAUUAAGACGGAAAAAAGAGAAAUUUGUGGCUGAGUCGUGAUUGUAUAGCAUAUUGGUAGUGGGCCCAUGGUUAUAUAUGCAAAAGCCUCAUUACAGUUGUAAAUUGUUAUGCCCUGACUAGGCACAUCCGUGUAUGUCCUGCAGUAUUUUGUAUGCGGCCGCUUCACAUUAUACAUAUGGGUUUCCGGUUUUGAAUGUUUCUGACACGCUUUUGGCCUUGAUUUGUAUGUUCCUUUAUUAGUGUUGGUAACUAGUGGAGGCCAUAUACGUGCAUAUCAUGGAAUCAUGCUUUGUUUAAGAGAUUCGUGUGUGAUCAAAGAUCUGGUCUCUGCAUAUACUUAUUUGAGCUGCAUUCUUUAUCAAGGUAAACAAUUGAAGUAGCAUUAUAUUGAUUCACACCACCACAAUAUGGAUGGAAAAUCAUUCAAAGCACCGCCUCCGGACUCACAAAUGGGAAAACUCCAAGGGGGUGGUCCUUCAGUGACCUUUGCAAGGAGGACAUCAUCGGGGCGGUAUGUGAACCUAUCAAGGGACUCGCUUGACAGUGAAAUAAGCGGUGUGGAGUUCGCAAACUACACAGUACACAUCCCGCCUACGCCCGAUAACCAACCCAUGGACCCAUCCAUUUCCCAACGGGUGGAGGAGCAGUAUGUGUCCAAUUCUUUGUUCACAGGAGGGUACAACAGUGUCACACGUGCUCACCUCAUGGACAAGGUGAUCGAGUCAGAAGCCAACAACCAUCCUCAAAUGGCAGGGGUAAAAGGGUCUUCUUGUGCGAUACCGGGUUGUGACGGGAAGGUGAUGCGUGACGAACGGGGUGACGACCUUCUUCCAUGCGAGUGUGACUUCAAGAUUUGUAGGGAUUGCUACAUAGACGCUGUGAAAACGGGUGGUGAUGGGAUUUGUCCUGGCUGUAAAGAGGCUUAUAAGAACACUGAUUUGGAUAAGAACGCCGUCGAUCCAAUCAGGCAACAGCCUUUGUCUUUGCCGUCUAAUGUUGGGAUGUCUAAGAUGGAGAGAAGGUUGUCGUUGAUGAAAUCCGGGAGUAAGUCUGCACUGGUAAGAAGUCAGUCUGGGUUGACUAGGAGUCAAACGGGGGAUUUUGAUCAUAAUAGAUGGUUGUUUGAGACGAAAGGGACUUAUGGUUAUGGUAAUGCUAUAUGGCCAAAGGGGGAAGAAGGUGGAUCUGGAAAUGAGAAAGGUGAUGAGCCUUCUGAACUUCUUAACAAGCCAUGGAGACCCCUCACUCGAAAACUGAAGAUACCUGCUGCUGUUAUCAGUCCGUAUCGGCUCUUGAUUCUGAUUCGGGUCAUUGUGCUUGGAUUGUUCCUUGCAUGGAGAGUCAGCCAUCCAAACAAUGACGCAAUAUGGCUAUGGUACAUGUCAAUCAUAUGUGAAAUUUGGUUUGCCUUCUCCUGGCUGUUAGAUCAACUUCCCAAGUUAUGCCCAAUCAACCGUGCAACUGACCUCAAUGUCCUAAAAGAGAAAUUUGAAACUCCUUCUCCCGCUAAUCCUUCUGGAAAAUCCGAUCUCCCGGGUCUCGACAUCUUUGUCUCAACUGCAGAUCCAGAAAAGGAGCCACCCCUUGUCACUGCUAAUACCAUCCUCUCUAUUCUUGCUGCGGACUAUCCGGUUGAGAAGCUCUCUUGUUAUGUCUCCGAUGAUGGUGGGGCCCUCCUCACUUUUGAAGCCAUGGCUGAAGCUGCAAGUUUUGCAAACAUAUGGGUCCCGUUUUGCAGGAAACACAGCAUUGAACCUAGGAAUCCGGAGACCUACUUUAACAUGAAAAGGGACCCGUACAAGAAUAAGGUCCGUCCUGAUUUUGUUAAGGACCGCAGACGGGCAAAACGGGAGUACGAUGAGUUUAAGGUUAGGAUUAAUGGUCUGCCGGAUUCUAUACGUAGACGGUCUGAUGCUUAUAAUGCCCGCGAAGAGAUUAAGGCUAUGAAACUUCAAAGAGAGGCGGCCGGUGAUGAAUUCUUGGAGCCUAUUAAAAUCACCAAGGCCACUUGGAUGGCAGAUGGGACUCACUGGCCUGGCACGUGGAAUGCUUCCGCCCAUGAGCAUUCAAGAGGUGAUCAUGCUGGAAUUAUUCAGGUGAUGUUGAAACCACCAAGUGAUGAACCACUGCACGGGAACACUACUGGCGAAGGCAACACCGCCAUCGAUUUGACAGAAGUUGAUAUUCGGCUACCGUUACUGGUCUACGUUUCCCGCGAGAAACGGCCCGGCUAUGAUCACAACAAGAAGGCUGGGGCAAUGAAUGCCUUAGUCCGGGCUGCAGCAAUCAUGUCCAAUGGCCCGUUUAUCCUCAACCUCGACUGUGAUCACUAUGUUUACAACUCACAAGCAAUAAGAGAAGGAAUGUGCUUCAUGAUGGACCGCGGUGGUGACCGUUUAUGCUACGUCCAGUUCCCUCAAAGGUUUGAGGGAAUUGAUCCGUCUGACCGUUACGCAAACCACAACACGGUUUUCUUUGACGUCAACAUGCGUGCCUUGGACGGCUUGCAGGGUCCGGUUUAUGUGGGUACGGGAUGUCUCUUCCGCCGGACUGCUCUUUACGGGUUUGAUCCGCCAAGAAACAAGGAAUACCAACCCAGUUGCUGUACCCGUCGGAAGAAACGGUCAUGUGCCAGUGUAGCCGCUGAUCAGGAGGAGGAGGAUAGGGGUCUUAAGAUGAGUGAUUUUGAUGACGAGGAGAUGAAUUUUGAUGCUUUCCCCAAAAGGUUCGGUAACUCGAGCCUUCUCAUUGAUUCGAUCCCAGUUGCUGAGUUCCAAGGUAGACCGCUUGCUGAUCACCCGGCAGUUAAAAAUGGGCGCCCUCCCGGUGCCUUGACCAUUCCCAGAGACCUUCUGGAUGCGUCCACAGUUGCCGAAGCCAUCAGUGUCAUCUCGUGUUGGUACGAGGACAAGACAGAAUGGGGUAACCGGGUUGGGUGGAUAUACGGAUCUGUGACAGAAGAUGUGGUGACAGGUUACCGGAUGCACAACCGUGGGUGGAGAUCUGUGUAUUGCGUCACUAAGAGAGAUGCAUUCCGUGGGACGGCACCCAUCAACCUGACAGACAGGCUCCAUCAAGUUCUGCGGUGGGCUACCGGUUCCGUGGAGAUCUUCUUUUCCCGGAACAACGCUCUGCUGGCCAGCCCCAAGAUGAAAAUACUGCAGAGAAUCGCGUACCUCAACGUCGGCAUCUACCCAUUCACCUCCUUGUUCCUCAUCGUCUAUUGCUUCCUUCCGGCCCUCUCAUUGUUCUCAGGUCAGUUUAUAGUCCAAACCCUCAACGUUACGUUCCUCACGUACCUGCUAGUCAUCACUCUGACACUGUGCAUGCUUGCUGUUCUCGAGAUCAAGUGGUCGGGAAUCAACCUGGAGGAGUGGUGGCGGAACGAGCAGUUUUGGCUGAUUGGGGGGACAAGCGCCCACCUGGCCGCUGUUCUACAGGGUCUGCUCAAAGUGGUGGCUGGGAUAGAGAUUUCCUUCACCCUCACUUCCAAGUCAGCCGGGGACGAGAAUGACGAUGAAUUUGCUGAUCUUUACAUUAUCAAAUGGAGUUCACUUAUGAUCCCACCCAUCACCAUCAUGAUGACCAAUUUGAUUGCGAUAGCUGUAGGGUUUAGUAGAACCAUAUACAGUACCAUCCCACAAUGGAGCCGUUUGAUCGGGGGUGUGUUCUUUAGUUUCUGGGUUUUGGCUCACCUUUACCCCUUUGCUAAAGGGCUAAUGGGAAGAAGAGGUAGGACACCCACUAUUGUGUUUGUUUGGUCAGGCCUUAUUGCUAUUACCAUAUCACUCCUUUGGGUCGCCAUCAAUCCUCCAUCUGGUACUUCUGAAAUUGGUGGCUCAUUCCAGUUCCCUUGAUUUAUUAGUAUUCUUAUUGUUAUUAUACGUAGUAUUUAUUAUUUAUUAUUAUUAUUAUUAUUAUUAUUAUUAUGGGCUUUUGCCCUUGAUAUUACUAAUUUCAGGACCAAUUCUAUAAAAGUGAGUACAUUUAUAAAAAGACAGAAAAGUGAGUAGCGGCUAA